Cynara cardunculus var. scolymus (artichoke) is the source of this 3738-nucleotide messenger RNA. RefSeq lists its product as uncharacterized. NCBI's taxonomy places the organism in Eukaryota, Viridiplantae, Streptophyta, Magnoliopsida, Asterales, Asteraceae. Bases 831 to 3677 code for a protein of 948 amino acids. The transcript is spliced from 6 exons. The record is from RefSeq and is a predicted model, not a curated record.
UAACGGAAAUCUCAAAAUAAAAUGCAUUUGGAGCCUGUAAGAACCGCCGGAAGUGAAAUCAGGCGAAUCUCCGGCAACAUUUUGAUACCGGAAUGUCAGAUUCCAGUAAGAAUUCAGCAGCUCAUUUGUUAAUAAGUGUUGACGUCUUUUUGGUUGUGCCUUUUUACACUCUGAUUCGAUCUCGCUUUUUUUAAGGUAAACACGGAAUCUGAUUCUCUUUUAUUUCUUCUGUAUUAAUUACAGCCUCUCUCUGCUACUGGUUUUCUGAUAGACUGUCAUUGAUGUUUAUAAAUAACGUUUCAUUUCUUCCUUCUUUUUGUUUUCUUUUUUCGCUCUUGAUCUGAGGGGUUAUUGGAGGAGAAGUUACAAUAAGAUAAAAAUUUAGGUAUCUCUGUGGUGUUGAAUUUGUUUAGAUUAAUUAUUGGUGUCAAUGUAGAUGAACAUGAUGGUUUUGGUUUGUUUGUUUGAUUUGGGGUAUUUUUUAUUGAUUUUCAUUUUGGGAAUUCUUUUCAACAUGCUGGAAUUUAGCAAUUAGCAAUAGUAAUGUUCCUUUGAUUAUUCUUUCAACCUUUUAAUUUAUCUAUUUAUUUCGUUUCUUUCAAUAUAUUCUAACAAUAAAUUUAUCAGUGGAUCUUUUUCUAAAUUUGCCAUCUCAAUCCAUACCCUACUGAAGUGCUAGUUGCUUUCUUCAGUUCAUGAUACAUAUAUAAAUUACUCCAUAGGUAUUUCUGCAUAUCUGAAAGCUUGAAUCAUGUUUUUAUUAAUUAAUAUCAUCAUUUUUUACUUUAAUUUAUUACAACCUCUUGAGAUUUGCAUUAGCAGGUGAUAAAAUGAACAGGAAUCAGAAUGAGAGAAAUAGGAAUUUGGAAAAACCUAUUCCAGGAUGUCUGGGAAGAAUGGUGAACCUUUUUGAUUUGAAUACAAGCAUAGGAGGAAACAGGUUGCUCACCGACAAGCCACACUAUGAAGGUUCCCCAGUGUCUCGGAGCCAAUCAGAUGUGUCAAGGAGUCGAAUAGUUGACGAUCAGAUAAAUGAUAAAGUGAUAGUGUCUGAGUUAGGAAAAUCUCCGUCAAAUAGGAAAUUAAAUGGGACGCCUAUAAAGAUGCUUAUUGCAGAAGAAAUGUCAAAGGAGGAGGGUCCUAAGCAAAGUCCACCCAAUUUGGUUGCCAAGUUAAUGGGGCUCGAUGCCCUUCCACAGCGACAUCAACUUGGUUCUGCAUCAUGCAGAACCAAUCUGAGAGGACCAAGGAACCAUUUGGGAUCAACGGGCUUUAUAGAGAAAGAGCAUGGAUUCUUAAAUACACGAGAACAUAAUGAGAUCAAUCUGUACCAAGAGCAGGGAGAGUACAAAGAUGUAUAUGAAAUAUGGCAGCAGUCCUGCAAAACGUGUGGUGAUUUACCACAACGGGGGAGAUGUAAACAAAGUAAGAAUGAGAAAAGUAUGGCUUUAGUUCGUGAGAAGUUCAUGGAAGCAAAGCGUUUAUCUACCGAUGAAAAACAUCGCCAGUCCAAGAAGUUUCAAGAGGCUCUGGAAGUUUUAAGUUCCAAUAAAGAUUUAUUCCUCAAGCUUCUGCAAGAACCUAAUUCCUUGUUUGCUCAGCAUCACAAUUUGCAGUCUGUUCCUCCACCUCCAGAUUCAAGACGCAUCACAGUUCUUAAACCUUCUAAGUUGGUGGAUGGUCACAAAUUAACUGGUUCUGGAAAGAAAAAUGGAAAACAGAUAAAUGAAACUGCGCAAAUGGGUCACUGUAAUAUGUGGGAUAAAAGCAAUUCCAGAUUUCUGCAGUCUCCUGAAUGCUAUAAAUAUAAUGGUUACCCAACUCAGCCGACUCAGCCAACUCGCAUUGUUGUAUUGAAACCUAGCUCUGGGAAGCCUCAUGAAAUGAAAGUUGUUGCUUCUCCUCCUUCAUCAUUAAGAACAUCAAAUGAUGAUGGAUUUUACGGGGAUCCAGAAGAUAGCGAGACACUGGAAUCAAGAGAAGUCCCAAAAGAGAGCACAUGUGGUAUGUCUGAAAAUCCAAGUAGCCACAGAAGAGACGAAACCCUGCUUUCUUCUGUUUUUUCCAAUGGUUAUAUUGGCGAUGAGAGUUCAUUCAGUAAAUCUGAAGUUUAUUAUGCAGCAGGGAAUCUGAGCGAUUCAGAAGUCAUGUCACCAACUUCUCGACACUCAUGGGACUAUAUUAACCGUUUUGGCAGCCCAUAUUCAUGCUCCUCCUUCAGCCGUGCAUCUUAUUCUCCAGAGUCAUCUGUAUGCAGGGAGGCUAAGAAGCGUCUGUCUGAAAGAUGGGCAAUGAUGGCGUUAAAUGGAAGUGUUCAAGAACAAAGACAUAUACGAAGAAGCUCUAGUACAUUGGGCGAGAUGCUUGCUCUUUCCGACUUAAAGAAGUCAGCAGAGUCAGAGGAACUAUGUAAAAAGAGAGAAGGGUCCAAGGCAUCUACCUCAUACUUGACUAUUGAUUUGAACAAGGCUGAAGAUGCUGACAGUAGUCCUAAAAAUCUUGCGAGGUCAAAAUCUGUUCCAGUAUCUUCUGGCAUAUCUGGUUCCAGACUCGGUGAAGACUCAGAUGUCUUGGACGGCAAAAAAGACGAUUCUAAGGAUUUGACCAAGGAAAAAGGUGUUAAAUCAUCAUUGUUCAAGGGUUUAUUUUUCUCCAAGAGUAGAAAGUCUGGCAAGCUGAAAUCCCACAAGUCCGAUGAUGAACAUCAAUCUGCUAUGCAUUCUCCAAGACGAAUUGGUACUGAUGGAUCUCAAUGCGUUAAUGAUAUGGUGGUUGAAGAUGUACCUGGACUAAAUGGAUCCUUGAGGAAAGCAUCUUGCCAAGGUCCAGCUGAUGCUGGGCUAGUAGGCGAGCAUCUACCCGAGAGGGGAUAUUCUGUCAGAAAGCCGGAAACUCCUGGGAAUGCCAAUGAGAACCAGGACCAGCCAAGCCCUAUUUCGGUCUUAGAAUUACAAUUUGAAGAUGAUGACCAUACAGCAGUUUAUUCUCGCAAUGCCAAGUUGGCUGAACAUGGAGCAGACCCUCUUAAACACAAUUUGAUCGAUAAAUCACCACUAAUUGGAUCCAUUGCUCGAACUCUAUCAUGGGACGACUCCGCGGUGGGGCCCACCACUCCCCUUCCUGGUAAAACCUCCAUGAGUCCAGAGGAAGAGGAGCAAGCAUGUUUCUUAUAUGUUCAAACACUACUAUCAGCAGCUGGAAUUGAUGGUGAGGUCCAGUCGGGUUCAUUUUCGACCAGGUGGCAUUCGCCCGAAACCCCUCUGGACCCACGUUUGAGGGACACGUACAUGAGCCUAACCGAUAACGAGCCACUAGUCGUUCACCGAGCCAAACAAAGACACCGAAAAUCAAUUCAAAGGCUCGUGUUCGACUGUGUGAACGAGGCCUUAAUAGGUAUCACAGGCUGCAGUGGGCAUGUGGUGGCGGAGCAUGUGUGGAGGCAGAUGAAGGAAUGGAUAUCCGGGGAAGAAAGGUGCGUUUGGGACAGCGAUGGCGGCACGGCGGCGGUGGAGAGGGUGGUGAGGAAGGAGGUUGUAGGGGAGGUAUGGGUGGAGCAUUUGAGAUUGGAAAUUGAAAAUAUAAAGAAGGAAAUAGAAGAGAAGGUGGUGAAGGAAGUUGUGGAAGAGUGUGUGAUAGAGUUGACAGAUAGAGGAGUGAUUUUGGGUUACAAUCCCUAGUUUAUAACAUCAUUAUUUGUGUAUGAUUAACAGUAUUUAUUAUUAUUAUAUUUUGCAAACA